AGGGCUUCGAUGAUAAUACCUUCACCCAUGAAAAUAUACAAGGCGGAGGCUAGGGUUUUGCAGUGCACUGACCACCAUACUUACCAAGUCGCACUAUAAAAGUGCCUUCUAGUGCUGUAUCGUUGGAUCUGAAUUCUGAGCGACUAAGCCUUUGCUCACCCGUCGUAAGUGCUGGGGUAUUUGUUGAACACAAUCUUAAAAAGUGCAAAUUCCUUUCAAGAUGAGCCGACCAAUGGAGGAAGAGGUUAGCAAGAACGAGGAGGAGGAGUUUAACACUGGACCCCUUUCAGUACUUAUGAUGAGUGUCAAAAAUAACACACAGGUGCUCAUUAAUUGUCGGAACAACAAAAAACUUCUUGGUCGCGUUAGAGCCUUUGAUCGGCAUUGCAACAUGGUUCUUGAAAAUGUCAGGGAGAUGUGGACUGAGGUACCUAAGACAGGGAAAGGCAAGAAAAAGGCCAUGCCAGUGAACAAGGACAGAUUCAUUAGUAAGAUGUUUCUGCGUGGAGACUCUGUAAUCAUUGUUCUUAGGAAUCCCAAGUGAUGGAGAGCUGCUUUUGAAAUCAAUGGAUCUUGUGGCUGGGUCAAGUAUAUUACUGUAUCUGGAAUGGGAAUUGGCUGCUAUUAUCGGCACAUUAAAACCUGAUUUAUGCAGCCUUUCAGACUCCACAUCAGAAUUUCAUAUUAGCUGUAAAACCAAAUUGAGUUGCUCCUUGUGUAGGAAGUGUAGCUAACUUUUAGCCUCUUAAUGAUACGGCCCCUUGUUAAGUUGCGAUUCCAUUGUUAAUGACAUUGUACCUGUUCAUUU
Messenger RNA from Hevea brasiliensis (rubber tree), 808 nucleotides. RefSeq lists its product as uncharacterized. Gene Ontology annotation, cellular component: U5 snRNP; U4/U6 x U5 tri-snRNP complex; U2 snRNP. The transcript has 6 exons. NCBI's taxonomy places the organism in Eukaryota, Viridiplantae, Streptophyta, Magnoliopsida, Malpighiales, Euphorbiaceae. Gene Ontology annotation, biological process: RNA splicing; spliceosomal snRNP assembly. The coding region runs from base 221 to 544 and encodes 107 amino acids. The record is from RefSeq and is a predicted model, not a curated record. Gene Ontology annotation, molecular function: RNA binding.